AUUUUUUCAGAAUUGGAUUUUUGUACUUAUAUUUUAUAUAAUAGUGACUUUUUUUAUUUUAUUUUAUUAAUUGUUUACAAUUGCUUACGAGGUUAUGUUGGCAACAAUACGCGGUCUGCUGAUAGAUAAGAAUACAAAAAACACUUGAAUAGAGGCUGGCUCAGAGGUUAUUGUGACGUUGGUGUUGUUCAAAUUCUGCUUUCCUUAGAUUAAUAAAAUUAACCGCCUUAAAGCAAAAGUGAAUAAAAUAAUGCCAAUAUGAAAGAACACAUAUUAAGAGAUUCAAACUGUUCCCAAGAAAACGAAGAGGAAUCUUAUGAUAGUUACAUCGAGGAAGACUGUGUUACAUCGACUCCAAUUAAAGUUAAAGGAAGGCGGUCAGUUUCACUUCUUGAUAUCUCUGAUAUUAGUUCUUCUUUAGAAAAGAAUAAAAUCAACAUUUACUCAGAUACAAUUGGUAGCAAUUCUUCGCUAUGUAAGGAUUCUGGAUACAAUCAUUCCGAAAGUUCUCUUACAUCAGAUAAGUGUAUCGACAAAGAAGAUGUGCCUUUUGGGGUUGAACUUCGUUCUAAAUAUGUUCGCCUUCUUGAAGAUUUGAAGUUUAAAGAUGUUAUGAUUGCAGCUUUACACCAAUCAAAUCAUAGUCUGAGGCUCAAGAUAGCUGAUGCUGAGAACAAAAUAUCAGAUCUGAGGCUAAAGAGUGAAUCUCAUUGUAAAUGUUGUACUUAUAGAAAUUCUGUGGAAGAAAGUGCAUUUGAUGCCAAACUUCCUGAGAAAAAGAAAUCUGAAACCAAAUACUCAGUCACACCAUUGAUCAGAAAUGAAAACUGUGUUGUGCCAACAGCCUCGCGCCCUAAUAAAUCCAUGUUUUCUUCUCCGAGGCAACGGGAACCUGCUCUUCUACCCAGUGACGAUGCCAUUAUUAAGGUGCAACAAUGGCAGAAUAACUCUUAUCGUGAAUGUCAGAAGAGACUGUUUAAUCAAAUUCCACCUACAGUUUCAUCUCCUCCUUUAGAUCCUCGUAAAAUAUAUAUCAGACCAGUACCAGAGCCUCUGCCCAACACAAUGUCUUACAUGGAAACCUCUAGAGCCUUGGCCGAAACAUAUCGAAAAAGACAAGAGAAAGCACACGAUGUUGUCAGAGUACAGAUGAUAGGUGAUCAGUCUGUGUCAGUUACUCCUAUUCAGUUUUCACAUCGGCAAAGAAUAGAUACCAAUAAGCAAAAUUACUCAGAAAAUGAAAGUACCUUGAAUGAUACAAAGCAAGUAAAUGAAAAAGAUACUGUUCUUCGGUUACAAAAAAGGCACACUCUCUUUGGUAACUUACUUAUUAACCAUCAGAAAUCACCAGGACUUGUCGAGUGCUUGGCGGAGGCAAAUUGCAUGGUUGAAGAUCUCAAUGUAGGUUUAUCAAGGCUCCCCGUAAAUCUGAAUGAUAUAAGGUCAAUUCAAUUAACAUAAUAACUAUUUGAACAAUACAUGUCACUUUAAAAUGUCUACACACUAUGUAUUUAUACUUAUGUACUUGUAACGGAUCAGACUGAAGUCUGUGGCCUUUUAUUUGUAAGAUAUAGUUAAAAGACUGAAUUGCAGAGCUGAAGUGGCACAUUUUUUCAGGGAUAAAGUAACAUUUUUGAAAAUAUCUGUUGUUUACCUACAACUAAAGUUUUAAUUGCUGAAAUAUUCUGUUUACAUAUUGUGCCUUAAGACUUAAAUAGGAAAAUCAAAUUUUAUUGAAGGAGUUUUUGAUAUUUCGAAUAAUUUUCGUAGUAGUAUGUCACCCAAACAGCGCAGUUUUAAUGCAUCAUUAUCUAUGAAUGCAUCUGUAUUGUAAGAUCUUUAUAAGAAUUCUUGUUUUAACAUUUAUUUUUUUAUGAAUUCUGCCAACAUGCAUGUGCUGGCAGUAGUUUAUUUUAUAUAUGUUCUAUAUUUUUUUAUUUUUUUGAGCAUCUAAUUAAUAACUUUGUUAUGCCUUAAUAGUAGUUUUGAAACUAAUGACAUGUUUAUAUAUUGUAUUUAUUGUCUGUAAACCAAAGUAAAAGUCAUUUUGUAGAAAUGACGGUAUGUUUUCAUAAUACUAGUUAUACUAUUUGUAGCCAAAAAAUCUUUUUAGAUUUUCACUGACAGAGAUCUAUGUUGCCUCAUUCAUGCGCAACUUUUAUUAUUUUUCUGUGAUUUGGUUAGUUUUUAAAAUGUUUGAAUUGUAGUGAUAGUGUGUAAAGCCACUAGUUUGUUGUUUUCCUAUUUUUAUAUAUUAGGUUAGGUUAAUGUGUUGUCACAGUUCUCUUAUUAUAUGUUAUAUAAAAUGGGAUAUAUUAUUAAUACUGUUCACUAGGUUAUUUUGUAUGCUCUCUAGAUUUGUAAAUACAUUUAAAAAAAUACAUAGUAGCUCAGAAGUACAAAAAUCUUAAUUAUUAUUCUAUUAUAUUAGAAUGUGAAUUAUUCUAGGUCUAUUUUUUUUAAUAUAUAUAUUUUGAAGUGAAAAGUCUGUGAUAUAAUAUUUUACUCUCAAUUUAUACCUCUUAGAUCAACAGUGGUUAAAUACACUUUUUUUUGUACCAUUCCAUAUUGGUUUGGAUUAUAUAUAAAGAAUUAUUAAUCUAGCACAGAUUUGUAAAUAGUCUGGAUUUUGUGAUUUCUAUGGUAAACAUGUGUUAAAAAUGUUACAGGUGCAUUAUUGUGUAUUUAUUUAAUGCCUGUAUGUUCCUGCUAAGAACUAUACGAUUUUAUUGUGUAUUUUUUAAAAAGUAGGUUACCAUUUUCAUUAUUACUGUUCGUUAGGCAGCUUAAAGAGGAGAAUACUGUAUAGUGUCAUAUGAUUUUUGAUAAUAAUACAAUCUGAAUUAUUAAAAUUGUGAAAGACUGAUAUUUUUCAAUUCUGGAUACAUAGUUGUGCCUAAUCUUUUAAACUAGUGUCUGUCUAGGAAUUGAGGUCUAGUCAGCUUGAUGAAUCUUAGAAGUGUUAUUAAAUCAGUCAGAUAAUGUUAAGUUUAAUAAAAUAUUUUAUAAAAUUUACAAAUUUUAUUACAGGUGUUAAUAUCCUAGGGUUUAGUGAGCUAAAUAUAUUAGAUAUUUGUAAACAUACUCUGCAAUUCAUCAUGUACCGUAUUUAAAAAAAAAAACCAAUGUAUAUAAAUUCGCAUGUUUUAUUUAUUAUUUAUCUUGCAUGUACAUUAUUUUUCUAAAGUAAUCUUUAGAAAAACUCCUAUUAUCAAUUAAUUUAAUUUAAAAGUGUGUAAUGAUCAAUCUACUUUUGUUACCAUUGAAUCUAUUGUUGUAUGCAAUUUUCAGCUUAAUCUUAAAAUAUUAAUUUGCUAAUGAGUAAUGUGUGUUUUAAACACUGAUUAAUUUGAACUAUAUGUUAAUGCCAAGGUUUCUUUGAAAGCUGAAUUUAAAUGAUGGUGUAUUUCUUUAUAUAUUUUAUUUCUUUGAAAUAUUGGGUUUGAAAAACUUUUGUAUCUUUCCCUAAAUUAAUAUCAAAACAUUUAUCAGAUUGGAUUUUUUCCUAAUGGAUAAUUAUUUCCACAAAAGAGUAAUCUUACCUUUUCUUGUUAUGAGAACAUAUGGUGACCAAUGCUUUUAUUUGUUAUCUAUUAUCCUCUUUAUACAAAUUAAUAUUUUCUAUAGUUUCUUAAUUCAUUUUAUGUUAAUUAAGAAGAAAAAGUUACUGUUUUGUUAACAGCAUUCAUUCUUGGAAGUUUCUACUAUUACAACGAUCCAUUACAUGUGUACAAAAAAUAAUAAUUAUGUUGCCAUAUUAUUUUUAGUUAUUUUCUUUUUUGUGAUUGUUACCAUUGAUGCCUAUUAAUCUAACUAAUAUUUGUUCCAUGUAUCAUUUUGUUAUUUUAAUAAAUUUUAUUUUAUUGUUAAUCAAUGUCUCAAUUUUUCAGUGUAAAUAUUGUUUCUUUGUGCCAGUUCAUUGAUUGUUAUAUUUGUCUCUUUUGAUUGAUGUAAAAUAAAAAUCAAUUUUUCCCCACA
Molecule: messenger RNA, 3978 nt
Organism: Nezara viridula (southern green stink bug)
Lineage: Eukaryota; Metazoa; Arthropoda; Insecta; Hemiptera; Pentatomidae
Source: the annotation of a GenBank genome assembly